Penicillium digitatum Pd1 is the source of this 3669-nucleotide messenger RNA. It is a transcript of the gene rbd2, whose product is annotated as rhomboid protease family protein RBD2. Lineage: Eukaryota; Fungi; Ascomycota; Eurotiomycetes; Eurotiales; Aspergillaceae. Gene Ontology annotation, cellular component: membrane. The record is from RefSeq and is a predicted model, not a curated record. Gene Ontology annotation, molecular function: serine-type endopeptidase activity.
AUGGCGACUCCCGCCGCUUUACCUCCGUUGCCUUUCAAUCCGGGUCGGAUACGAACCUACCUCCUCCGUUUACCGCUGUUCACCCGACUGGUGCUGCUAGUGAUUCUCGCCUUCUGGCUGCUUGAAUUCCAAACAAUUUGGAGCGUUGUGCAAUGGGGUGCUUUAAUUCCGGAGGAGAUUAACCUGGGCACUAUGUACCGACUCAACACUUAUCCCAUCAUCCACACUGGCUUCUUCCAUGCUUUCUUCAAUGCUGUGGCGGUUACACCGCUGCUGGAGCGUUUUGAGGCCGAGCAUGGCACUUUGACUGCUAUUGCGCUGUUCAUUGGACCUCUUUCAACUGUCCCUGCUGGACUCUACAUCUUGGUUGAGAAGUUUGUUCUACACAGAAAUACUUCGGUGGUCGGUGCAAGUAUCUGGGCUUUCCUGCUUCUCGGUUCGGAAGCCAUUAAGACCUACAAGUCUCACCCCAACUUCAGUCUUGGCCCGUACAAGAUUCCCACCUGGACCUCACCCUUGUUCGGAUGUGUCGUUGUAUCUAUCCUCAUCUCGAACGUGAGCUUCCUCGGUCAUCUCUGUGCGAUUCUUGUCGGGUAUCUCCUCGGCCUCGGAUAUCUCAAGGUGUUUGUGCCCCCUGAGAAGGUCCUCCGCUGGAUCGAGGGCAAGCUGAACCUCCUGGGACGCCUACCCCAUUAUGUCUCCGUCGACCAAAAGACCUACGGUCGCUAUGGAGUUCUUCCAACCACUAACCCCGCUGGCGCCAAUGGCAACCAAACACCCAUGACUUCGCCUUCGCGGCAGGGAAAUCCAUCUCCCGAUGGUCACUACUCAAUGGCUUUGAAAUGUGAGCAAGCUGGAAUGCCCCCUGUCCUUCCUGACAGCAGCACCCCAACUAACAAGAUGCAAGCUGCAAUCCGCAAUUUGGGGAAUAACCCCCACCUCAUCUUCGUUCGCCUCCCGAAUCUCCUAUCUUUCAUCUGCAUUAUCGUCGGCGUUGUCUGGCUGCUUCUCCUGCCUCUGAAUGAGUACUCCCGACAGACCUAUAUUUCCGAGAAUGCGCUCCUGCCGGGCCAAGUCCAUGCAUAUUUUACGGGCAGCGAGCAAAAUAUCUUCCGAGGAUAUAAGAAAGAACUGGAAGGAUUGUUGAAUGAUGGACAAGCGAGAGGCGGCCAAAAAGAGGAUGCGGAAGUGACAGCGGUAGUCUCGGACAAGCUGCAGUCAAUCUUGCGAGCGGCGGGCCUCAAAGUUGCCACGCAAAAAUACGAAUACAUCUCUGCUGGGAUUGCGCAUCGGGGAGAGAACACUUAUGCUAUUAUCCAUGCGCCGCGCGGUGAUGCCACGGAGGCAAUUGUGCUAGUCGCGCCAUGGCUGACAGCUGACGACAAGUUGAACCUGAAUGGCGUCACUCUUGCCCUGACAUUGGCGAGAUAUUUCAAGAGAUGGUCACUGUGGUCCAAAGAUAUCAUCUUCCUGAUUACCCCGGACAGUAAAACUGGAACUCAGGCUUGGAUCGAUGCCUACCAUGACAUGCAUCCGGCAUCGGUGCAACCGCUUCCUUUAAAGAGUGGAGCGUUGCAAGGAGCACUAGUCAUCGAAUACCCGUUAGAUCACCGGUUCCAGACGCUCCAUAUUGUAUAUGACGGUGUCAAUGGCCAACUACCCAACCUCGACCUGUUCAACACGGCUGUAGCCAUUGCAGGCGGCCAGAUGGGUAUUGGGGCUAAUCUACAGGAAAUGUGGGGUCAUGACGACAGCUACGAGCAUCGUUUGCAGACCAUGUUCCGCGGUAUGACCAAGCAGGGUCUCGGGUAUGCUACCGGCGCUCACAGCAGCUUUAUGGCGUACCACAUCGACGCCAUCACCCUGCAGACCAAGGGCGAGGGAUGGGAGGACGAAAUGGCCCUAGGCCGGACGAUUGAGUCUCUUUGCCGCAGCUUGAACAACUUGCUGGAGCACCUGCACCAGAGCUUUUUCUUCUACCUGCUCAUGCAGUCCAAUCGUUUUGUCAGCAUUGGAACCUAUUUGCCCAGCGCCAUGCUGAUCGCUGGAAACUUCACCAUCAUGGCAAUUGCCCUCUGGAUCCGCACCGGGUAUUACCCCGAAAGCACGCCAAUCGCCAAGCCCAAGGAUGAGAAGCAGUGCACCGAAGAGAAGGCCAAUACGAUCAGCAUCGCGGAACGACAUCUCGCUCUACCGCUCUCGCUUGUUGUCGGACUUCAUCUGCUCGGCCUUGUCCCGCUCUGGAUUUUUAAUAAUGUCUUCCACCAGUAUUUCACACUUACCACCUACAUAUUCAUCAUUGUUGACAUCAUCCUUCCCCUCUUCCUCGCCGCAAUCCUCUCCAACAGUCUCGGUCUAUCAAAGCCAAUCAUUCCCCAACAGUACCACCUUAUAAAAUCCUUCUCCCUUCUGCUACUAGGCCUCUCUCUCUCCGCCCUCGUCACGCUCAACUUCUCCCUUUCGCUCAUGAUCGGUCUGCUCUGCGCGCCACUUAGCUUCAUCACUCGUCUGCAAGGCUCCGCGCCAUUCCGCUUGACAACUUCCAGUCUCGGUCUGGUGCUUCUCAACUUUAUUUCCCCGCCAACUGUUCUCCUCGGCGUUUGCUGGUACCUGGGGGUCUCCGUCGAGGCUGUCCUUACCCGGGCGGCUUUCGGUUGGGAUGUUUGGGCUCUUCGCAACAUGGCUCUCUUUCGAAUCGACCUUCUUUCGCUAUGGCUUCUCCUAUUCCGUCUCGCGACAGCCGCCACUCCAGUUCCAACCAAAGACGGCUUUUGUUUUAAAUACCUUAUCCAAGGUUAUGAUACCUGUGCCCUGAUUGCCAAAGCACACGACAUCACCGAAGCCGACAUCGAAAGCUUCAAUAAAAACACCUGGGCAUGGCUCGGAUGCGGACGGCUAUAUCAGGGCGACUUCAUCUGUCUCAGCGCAGGGAAACCUCCAAUGCCAAUGGCCCUUCCUCAUGCCACCUGUGGUCCACAAGUGCCCGGAACAACACGUCCAGCACACUGGGCCGAUCUCGCCGGAAUGAACCCAUGUGUCGCGUCUCAGUGUUGUGCUUCCUGGGGCCAAUGUGGUGCCACCGAUCUAUAUUGCCAAAACUACCGUGCACCCCCUGCCGGUCCUACAGCCACCGUGAAAGGAGCGACAGAGGCUCCGAAAUCCACAGCUUCUAGCAAUGCAAAGGCAACCGGGGCCAAGCUAUCCACCGAUACCGGCACCGGUUCAAACCCGACCUCCAACCCCGAUUCCAAUCCAAAUUCCAUGCUCAGCUCUACCACCGUCAAGGCUACGAAAAUCACUACCGCAACUAAGCAAGCUACCACUACAAUCGCAAAAGCAGCCCCUGAACCAAGCGUAUCUCAAUACCCUUGGACGGCACCGUGGGAGAUCACAUUAUACAGUCAAUUGGGCUGCGAGGGCGAUUACUACCAUCUCGAGGGGUAUAAUAAGGAAUUCCUCGAUGACAAAGGCUGCUUGGCGCUCCAUGGUGGUCUCAAUAGCAAGUUCACCGAGACGGGCGUUACCUGUAAAUGGUGGACGGACAAUAGCUUCACAUGGAGUAGUUGUGAUGCGAGCAAGCUUGAGAAACCUCAAUCCUGGAUCCUCAAGAAUGGGUAUUGCUCGGCCUUCAUUCUUGGAGUUCGAGUGAUGAGCGAAGUAGACAUGUAG